This is a messenger RNA of Magnolia sinica, 3727 nucleotides long. RefSeq lists its product as uncharacterized. Bases 244 to 3081 code for a protein of 945 amino acids. The transcript has 26 exons. Gene Ontology annotation, molecular function: protein phosphatase activator activity. Lineage: Eukaryota; Viridiplantae; Streptophyta; Magnoliopsida; Magnoliales; Magnoliaceae. The record is from RefSeq and is a predicted model, not a curated record. Gene Ontology annotation, biological process: protein dephosphorylation. Gene Ontology annotation, cellular component: protein phosphatase 4 complex; nucleoplasm.
GGCGGGGGAAAGUGCGCCGAGAGGGGGAGAGAGAGAGAGAGAGAGAGGGGAGAAACGAGGGUUUUCUUCGACGUUAAUGGCCGUUAGGGUUUUCUGUUCGAUUUCUGAGCUCUAAUCACUGCAACUCUCUUCUUUUCUUUUUUCCCGAGUUUUUUUAAAAUAAAAAAUCCCCUCUUUGAAAUCCUACCCCCCAUUUUCCGGAUUUUUCCUGCAAUUUUCCUAUAUAUAUAUUUUCGGGCAGCGAUGGGUGCUCCAGGAAAGAACUCAACGGCUCCGAAUUCCAUGCAGCGCGUUAAAGUCUACCGCUUGAAUGAUGAUGGGAAAUGGGAUGACAGGGGAACCGGGCAUGUUACUGUUGAUUAUUUGGAGGGAACAGAAGAUCUUGGUUUGUUUGUCAUUGAUGAAGAAGAUAACGAUACAUUACUCCGGCACCGAAUCUCUUCGGAUGAUAUCUAUCGAAGGCAAGAAGACACAAUCAUUUCUUGGCGAGAUCCUGAAUUUUCUACAGAAUUGGCUCUUAGUUUUCAAGAGACUACAGGUUGCACUUAUAUUUGGGAUCACAUCUGCACUGUGCAGAGGAACCUGCAUUUUAGUACUCUUAGUAAUCUGGAGAGUGGUCCCCGUCCAGUGUCGGAGACUCUAGAGACAUCACAGGCCAAUGAUGAGACAUUUCAUAGUAUCAACAGUGAGUUGAGGGAAUUUCCAGCUGUUGAGCUAUCCACUCUGCCUUUGAUUCUUAAGACUGUGGUGGAGAGUGGCGUUGCAGAUCAGAUGCAUGUCGUGGAGCUUAUAUUACAAGACCAAGAAUUUUUCCCUAAGCUGAUGGACUUGUUUAGGAUCUGUGAAGACCUUGAAAAUCAAGAUGGUCUUCACAUGAUAUUCAAAUUGGUCAAGGGGAUCAUUCUACUUAAUAGCCUUCAGAUCUUUGAUAAAAUAUUUGGAGAUGAAUUCAUCAUGGAUGUUAUCGGCUCUCUUGAAUAUGAUCCUGAGGUUCCUCAAGUGCAACGGCAUCGUGCUUUCCUGAAAGAGCAUGUCGUUUUUAAAGAGGCCAUACCAAUUAAGGAUCCUUCGGUAUUGUCGAAGAUUCAUCAAACCUACAGAGUUGGUUAUAUAAAGGAUGUCAUUUUACCAAGACUAUUGGAUGAGGCGACGGUUGCAAAUCUGAACUCUAUCAUUCAUGGAAAUAAUGCUGCUGUUGUUUCUUUGCUGAAGGAUGAUAGUACUUUUAUUCAAGAACUGUUCGCAAGGAUGAAAUCAUCUACCACCUUGGCAGAAUCAAAGAGGAAUUUGGUUUUGUUCUUGCAAGAGUUUUGUAGUUUAAGUAAGAGCCUGCAGUUGGUCCAGCAACUUCGUCUGUUUCGGGAUCUUGUGAAUGAAGGCAUCUUUGACAUUAUCACUGACGUUUUACAGAGUCCAGACAAAAGGCUUGUGUUGACUGGGACAGACAUCCUUAUCCUUUUCCUUAACCAAGAUCCAAACCUCCUGAGGACAUACGUCAUUCAACAGGAGGGCAAUGUACUUCUUGGACUCCUGGUUAAAGGUAUGAUAACGGACUUUGGGGAGGAUAUGCACUGCCAGUUUCUCGAGAUUAUGCGCAUUUUGCUGGAUUCAUUCACGUUGUCUGGAUCACAGCAACAGAACACAAUAUAUGAAGGCUCAUUCACUAACCAAGGUAGGGACUCAGAUAGGAAUGAUUGGCGAGAGCAGAUUCGGGAAGCCGACCCAGAUAGCUUGGGCAAGGCUACGAUGGAUGAUGCUAAGUACUUCUACAUUUCUGAAUUGCACAAAUCUUAUAACCAGAGAGACACAAUUGUAGAGAUUUUCUAUGACAAACACUUGGAUCAGUUAAUAGAUACUAUAACAGCAUCAUGCCCUCCUAGAGGAACAGGUCGAGCUACCCGGAAAUCACAUGGCUCUGGUGGAAGAGUUGAAACUCAAGUUGUCACUAAACCUGAAAUUUUGUCAAACAUCUGUGAGCUUCUGUGUUUUUGUGUUCUUCACCAUCCUUACAGGAUAAAGUGCAACUUUCUUGCCAAUAACCUGAUAGAAAAAGUCUUGUUUCUAACUCGCAGAAAGGAAAAAUACUUGGUGGUUGCUGCUGUUCGCUUCCUGCGGACUAUUAUUUCCCGCAAUGAUGAUCAUCUUCAUCGUCACAUCGUUAAGAACAACCUUCUAAAACCGAUCAUACAUGUUUUCAUUAGUAACGGUAAUCGAUAUAAUCUUCUGAACUCUGCUGUUCUAGAACUACUCGAGUAUAUCCGUAAGGAAAAUCUCAAAACCUUAAUUUUGUAUAUAGUUGAUUGCUUCUGGGAUCAGUUGGCAAAGUUUGAGUAUUUGGGAACCAUUCAAGCCCUGAAAGUUAAAUAUGACCAGUCCCUAGAGACCUUUGAAUCAAGAAACACUACUAAUGUAGCAGACCCUAGAAAGCGGAUUGAUGUUCGUGCUCUUGAGAAAGAAGAAGAAGACUACUUCAAUGAGGAUAGCGAUGAAGAAGAUACUGCAUCUGCUCGGGAGUCACAUACACGGAACCAACUGGCACAACCCAAUUUGCCUAAUGGAACCGGUGAUAGCUACCUGUCCUUUAGGCCGGGAUCCUGUGGGCUAGUUGAUUAUGAUGACGACGACGAUGAAGAAGUCUACAAUCCGCCAUUAGGAAGUAAACAGGAAACUUCAACAGGGAAUGACAAAGCAGUUGACUCUCACAAGUCAAAGCGUAAAUUGGGUUCCAGCACUGACAACACCAAUGAAGAGCUCGAGCCAGUGAAGAAACACAGACUGGAGAAGAACUCGAAUGGUGGCAAUGUUGCUGCUGCCUGUUCGACUUGCAAUCAUGCAGAACCACCCAGUACACGGCCAGUCACACCCAAGAGUCCCAUAACUGACGAUGGGAAGAGCAGUUCAGAUGAGCCGGAUAGCGAAAAGGAAGAUACAGUUUCAAGUAGUUCUAAUUGCUUGCCUGAUGCUGUGGACACAAGACAAUCAACUGGAGAGGACUGCCCAGCGAUGCCGAUCAGUAAUUCCACAUCAGAGAUGGCCAACGGGGCAAAUGUCACAGGUUCAGAGCCAUAUUCGGUACGAUGAUGACUCGGGUUUCCUUCUUGUAUCAUCGGAUUCCAGUCAGAGCUGAAGAACAUAAGUUGAGCUUCCCUUGUUUUCUAAAGGAGGAAAAACCCCUGGAUGGGGACUUUACACAAUCACAUCGGUCCUUCACGAAGGCGCCAUCGCAUCUGUUGUAGAAAUCUGAUAGUGUCAGCAACCUGCCCCAUAUCUGGUAAUGUCAUCUGUUUCAUCUUUUCUUCUUCUUUUUUUUCGGUGCUGCGGCAUAACUGUGUUGCUGUCUCUUGUAAGACAUCUCAUAGUCUAAUGUUCCGCCCCCGUUUUUCUGGUUGAUGAUCUUGUAAUUUAUUUGUGAGCCCAUGUUGGAGGGGCACCAUUCUCUCCCUGCAUUUCUCUCUUUCUUUUUUCUUUUUCUUUCUUUUUUUCAAUUUUUGUGGGGAGUGCGGGUAGAAAUUAGUUGGGGUUCAAGUACAAAAAGAAGAGGGGUAUUAAAUUCAAAAGAAAUAACAGGUGAGCUAUAAUCACAAAGUGGCUAUGUACACUAUAAUCUUUUGAUGCUUGUAGUCUCUUACUGUACAUUAGAUUUUGUUGGGAGUAGCUUUUUGUGUGAUUAAUACAUUUGAACUCGCAAUCUAUAAUCAUUAAAUGCAAAUGUAGGUUCUCUUUUUUU